AUUCAAUCAAAACAUAAUAAUGUAGCACAAGUUGCACGACAAUAUUUGCAAGGUUGGGUUGACACAGUUGUCGUACUUUCUUAGUGGGUCCUUACUCCACCGCCCAAUGUUAGCAUUGAUGCUUCCCGUUUAUUUUCAUCUAUCUCCCAUCUUAUUUCCAAAAAAUUAAAUAAAAAGGAUAAAGAAAAUUGUUCCUAAAAAACGAUAUCAUAUCAUGAUUCUUGUGACCUAACGGAAGCCUUUUUGCGCUGUCACCUUUCAAAAGAUGAUCAUAUGAUUCAUAUAUAGUAGAUUAGUAGUAGUAAUGAAUAUAUGAUGCUUACUCCUUUUGCUCUUCUGGCAGCAGAUUAAUUGAGAUUUCUUUCUUUUUCUUUUCACAAUAUUAUAUUUUUAAUAAUGCAUGUAGGAUCAAUUGGACUAAUUGUCCAUGUACCGACGUACUAUCUAAUCAUCUAUUAUAGAAUGGACUGAUAAAAUUAAAAACAAACUGCUAAUUACAUUACCAAGUUUUCAAUUCAAACCAGCAAAUGUCAUUAGACAAUCGAUGCCAAGUCCCAAUAAAAUGUAGAAUCAAGUCCCUAGUUGAAACUGGGAAUUUAUAGCAGUAUUGAGUCCCAUCAGACGUGAAAUGCUUCACAAGGUACUUUUCAAAUUUUUCAAUUCCGGAACGUGUUAAAUGACCCGAAAAACCCGCUAUUUUGGCCCAGAAUAAUGGGUGUUGGUAGAAAGUUUCGGCCCAAAGCCUAGCCCGGCCGCAUGAGCUAAUGGCCAUACUUUUUUUGCCGUGGCCCAGCUCGAACCCGGCCCGACCCGCCUUUUAAUCAGGUCUACCCCUAAUAGAAACUCUAAUGGGAAACCUAAUCAAGAAAUGGUCCUUAGGUGCACACCACGCACAAAAGAUCAUCGCAUGUAGUGGUACUUGGUUACACGAAUGAAGGCUACUACAUAUCAAGUAUUCAAGUAGUUGUAUCAACAAACGUGAAACAGUCAAAGAGGGAAUGUCUUUUGGAUGAUAAUAAAAUGAUAACGAGUUCAAAAGAAAGAGGGAGAGCACGAAGUGGUAUGUUUUUGUUCCAAAGAGAGUGACAUUUAUCAUUUGUUUACUCAUUCCCUUUGACUCUUAACAAAUCUCUAAACUUACUUACAAAUUAACAACAAAGAAUGCUAAAUGCUAAAGACGAGACGCCCACUAACAUUAUCAUCCUGUAUUUAAACCUUCAAACUUGUCUUUUCUAACUAUUAAAUCUUACUCCUAUUUGCACUUUUCAUUUUGAGUUUGUUCUUUUUGUGCAAAUGGAAUUCCAAUUCCAGCAGCUACAACACAAAGAGAACAAACCUAAACAGACAUGUAACAACAACAACAACAACAAGGUAGUAAAGAGCGGUAUCAAAACCGGCACGACCAAGAACAAGUUUGUAGGGGUGAGGCAGAGACCUUCAGGAAAAUGGGUUGCAGAAAUAAAAAACACAACUCAGAAGAUCAGGAUUUGGUUAGGCACCUUCGACACAGCCGAAGAAGCUGCUCGUGCUUAUGAUGAAGCCGCUUGUCUCCUUCGUGGUUCCAACACACGGACCAAUUUUGUUACUACUCCGUCCUCUGACAACACCAACUCUGCUCUCUCUCGCAGAAUCAGAAACCUUGUCAACCAGAAAAAGAGCUUGAUCAGAAACAACAACACCCAACCACCUCCAGCUCCUCCAACAACCACCACAUCAACCACCAUCAAAACAACUGAUGAUAAUAAUGAUGCAGCAAAUACUAGCUUGGUUCUCAACCAAGCUGUAACUUUUGCAGGUGAAAAUGCAUAUAGGCCGGAUUUGAGUGGACAGUUUGAUUGCUCAUGGGCAUUUCCUCAGCAGUUUCCUCCUCCAAUUCCUAAUGAUGAUUUGGAAAUGUUCAGAAAACACCUGAGUUUCACAACAACAAUGGCUGAUACAGGGAUGAUGAUGAACAAUGCUAAUGAGGUAGCAAUGCUAGAAUUCGAGCGCAUGAAGGUAGAGAGGCAAAUAUCAGCAUCACUCUAUGCAAUGAACGGAGUUAACGAUUACCUGCAGUGUGUUUUCAAUGCAUGCGACUCAAACGACCCUACCUGGGAACCUCCCAUGCUCUAUCAUAAUUUUUGCCUUGGUUGAUUUUCUUACCAUUUUUGCUUCUUACAAUGUAUUUUUUUUGCCUGUUGCAUAUGUAUAGCCACUGGGAAACACAGGAAGUCAGUGUCUCCCUAAAUAUGACAACAAGCAUGUUCUUUAUCUGAAAUCAGAUUCAUUCAUAGCCUGUUUGUUUCCUUCAAGUAAUUAAUCUAUCUGGGUUGUGCAUUUUUUCUGUUCU
Molecule: messenger RNA, 2329 nt
Organism: Spinacia oleracea (spinach)
Lineage: Eukaryota; Viridiplantae; Streptophyta; Magnoliopsida; Caryophyllales; Amaranthaceae
Product: ethylene-responsive transcription factor ERN1
Exons: 1
Coding region: 1294-2133 (279 amino acids)
Biological process (GO): regulation of DNA-templated transcription
Molecular function (GO): DNA-binding transcription factor activity; DNA binding
Source: RefSeq, a predicted model, not a curated record